Molecule: messenger RNA, 1122 nt
Organism: Actinia tenebrosa (Australian red waratah sea anemone)
Lineage: Eukaryota; Metazoa; Cnidaria; Anthozoa; Actiniaria; Actiniidae
Product: transmembrane protein 45B-like
Source: RefSeq, a predicted model, not a curated record
UGCAAGUAGGUGUAACUAUACGAAUGGUUUGGCUUAAGCCAUUGAUGCAAGUAUUCUGAGCCUUGUAUAAAACAGCAACUCGACUUAGUAGCUCAAGUACUAGUCGAAGAUAAAAUCAAUGGGUACUUUCAGAGGCCACGUCUUGCCAGGAUCCUUUUUCACGGUUUUUGGAGUCUGGGGACUCUACAAUGUCUUGAAGAUUUUCAUCCAAUGCAGGUUUGGCAAGAAGGAGGCGAACAAGGAUUAUGUCCAUUUCAGAUCGACGACAUGGUUCCCGAUGACAUUCUGCAAGUUUGUCCAAAAACUACCUGUUGAACCUCUUAUUAAAAUCAUUGCAACUAUCAUUGGCAUCCUUGGAGAACUGAAUUCAGGAAAUUGGUCUCUCUUCGACAAAAAUGGCGUUUUUCACAACCUAGGAAACUUUGCCCAUGUCACGAUGUUUGCACUUUUUACACUCGGUGCUUUAUUCGAAGUUUUUCAGUUCUUUGAAAUUACUACGCUAUCAUUAGGUGCCGAGCACUUAAGCAUGUCUCUUGCCUUUUUCAUUGAGGGGUUGUUGUUUUACUUUCAUUUGCAUGGACGACCAGUGUUGGAUGUACGUCUCCACACUCUACUAUACGUUGUUGUUUUCGCAACGUCUUUUGUCUUGGUACUUGAGGCUUGGAUGAAAGACAGUUUCUUGCUGCUGGUGGUGAGAGUGUAUCUUGUGAUGUUGCAAGGAACGUGGUUCUUUCAAAUAGCUCAUUCCCUGUAUGGUGUAAAUCCAUGGAAAGACACACCACCAAACAGAGAAAUAAUCCCUGUCGUCUUUGCUUGUCACGUAGCAGUCUGGUUCGCGUUGUUCGUUGUGAGCUUCAUGAUUGUUUCAUUGAAGAGUCAGAGAAAGUGUUGUGGAAGCUAUUCCCGUGCCUCUCAGCACACCGAAAACCUGAACAUGCAAAAGCUGGAAGAUUCCGAGCGAGAAAAUCUUAUUAUAGAAUAUCAGGAUUAACUGUUGUUAGUUAAGAUAAUAUAUGUAAUGAGAUAACACUCUGGCGUCAGAAAUAAUCCUCAGAGCAGAUCAGUUUUAAUGAUAGAGGUAAUAAUGACUUUAUUCAAUGAGGAUAUACACUUAAUAAAAAA